This is a messenger RNA of Hippocampus zosterae (dwarf seahorse), 1837 nucleotides long. Its product is annotated as 5-hydroxytryptamine receptor 3A-like. The record is from RefSeq and is a predicted model, not a curated record. Gene Ontology annotation, molecular function: extracellular ligand-gated monoatomic ion channel activity; neurotransmitter receptor activity; transmembrane signaling receptor activity. Bases 307 to 1620 code for a protein of 437 amino acids. Gene Ontology annotation, cellular component: neuron projection; synapse; membrane. NCBI's taxonomy places the organism in Eukaryota, Metazoa, Chordata, Actinopteri, Syngnathiformes, Syngnathidae. The transcript has 9 exons. Gene Ontology annotation, biological process: nervous system process; regulation of membrane potential; monoatomic ion transmembrane transport.
GGUGAAAAACAGUUCUUAAAAUAUAAUAUCCGACCGCUUUGUGCCUGGAAGUUAAAUACAACUGAACUGGACUAAAACAAAGGCAUCCCUGAACUCAAUUCAGGGAACCCUAUCCAUGACAUUACAAUGUGCUUGUGUGCCAAUGUUUUGCCGCAUCUGUUGACUCCAUUGUUCACAUUGUAUACAUGAAUAGAUGAAAGGAGCGCCGCGAUGCGUUCACUGUCUCAUUGUUGUUAUGUUGACGCAAGCCUCCCACCUCAUACUUUUUUUAUAAAGCCGCCGUUUUAGCAGCUGAGGCAGACAACCAUGUCCACCUGGAGAACCGUCGUUCUUGUUAGCCUGGCCGUCUCAUGCAGUUGGGCGUCUAACUGCUCCUACUCGCAUCUGCUCAGCUACUUGGAGUUGAGCUCCAUCAAUAACUUCCUGGCCAAUGUCAGGCCUGUCAAGGACUGGAGGCAGGUUACCAAUGUGCAGAUUGACCUGGUACUCUUUGGCAUCUUGCAAGUGGAUGAGAAGCUUCAAACCUUCACGAGUCACGUGUGGAUCCAAACGUUGUGGGAAAAUGAUUUCCUCAAGUGGAAGCCGUCUGAUUUCUGCAACAUCACCCACGUCUCCAUUCCCAGGUCCAUGCUGUGGACGCCUGACAUAAACAUCCAAGAGGAUGCCUCCGACAGCGGGAGCAUCCAACGCAGUUACUACAUCACGGUGUACGCCAACGGAAAACUGCAUAUGACCGCCCGUCAGCGGCUGACAACAACGUGCACCCUCAACCUUCACAAUUUCCCCUUUGACCGUCAGAACUGUGCCAUCACCUUCAGCGCCAUGAACACUGACGAUAAAGGCAUACGACUCGAGACAGUGAAUGGUGAUGAAUUUAUUACGAACGUCUCAGAGCAGUUGAUGGUAACUCGUGGGGAAUGGAGCCUGAAGCACUUGGAAAUCAUCUCAAACGUGACCGGCAAGGGAAAACCAAAAAUGAGCGAACUGAUUUAUCAGGUGCGGAUCGCUCGCAAGCCGAUGUUGUACGUGAUCAUCUUCGUCUUUCCGCUCUUCUACCUGCUGGUGCUGGACAUGACGUCCUUCUUCAUUAACGAGGGCCGCGGCGAAAAGUUGAGCUUCAAGGUCACCGUGAUGCUCUCCAUCUCCGUCCUGCUGCUCAUCCUCAAGGACUUGCUGCCCUCCACCGAGGACAACCUGCCCAUCAUUGCCAGUUUCUGUGCGGGCGUGUUCGCCCUGGUGGGCCUCAGUGUCCUGGAGGCCAUGCUGGUCAGCUUCAUCAUCGACCUAGAUGACAGGUUUGCCAAGAAGCGGGCAACAUCGUCUGACAGUGAAGUUCCCUUAGACAAAGGGGACAAGAAAGAUUCCCUCGAGGAGAAAGCGGAAGGUUUGCCCAUUCAAGUCGGACCUCCGUCGGAACGCGAGCAACUGAGACUUUUUCUGCAGAAGAUUCACGAAGCUCAGCGGCAAGCGGCAAGCAGCCGCGAUUUACCUCAGCCUAAACGCUUUCGACGGAUUGCAGAAAUAAUCGACAUUCUCUUCUUCAUUUUUUACUUUUUCACUGUUGUAAUUUUCCUGGUGGUGAUGUCUUUCAAGUGGAUUCCGCCUGACUUUUUCAGUUAAACUCUGACAAACUCACAUGAUUAAAACACUUUAAAGAUUCAUUAUUUGCUUUGAAAACAUAGCCUAUUUGGUCCAUAAAUCAUAUUAUAAUCAUAUAUUUAAUAUUUCCAUUAUUUUACAUGCUUCUAGAUUUUCUGUAAUUACAAAACGCCAAUUAAGUUUACAACAUUGGCAGGAUGACAAGAUUAUUACCAUUAAACCUGUAUUAUGUUGUUUA